UAUGAGUGGAGAGAAGUUUUCUACAUUGGGAAUAAGAGAUGGGGAUAUAAUUUUUUUCAUGCGACAUUCUUCAAAAACGGAUUUAGAAAAUGCGAUAAAAAGCGUUGUUGAAGAUUGUGAUGUAUUUCAUGUUGGUAUGUUUUGCUCUAAUAUGCAUUCCAUUGUUCACACAACGCAAAAAAAUGGUGUUGUCAUUGAAGCGAUUGACGUUGUUCUACAUGAAAUCGACGCAGAUCGUAUUGAAAUUUAUUCGAUUAAAGCGGCUAAAAUUUAUAGCGAUGAAGCAAGUAAAUGGGCUAAAUCGAAAUUCGGUUGUGCUUAUAAUGAUAUAUUUUCGAAUAAAUGUCGUAAUUCGUUUGGCCUAGAAGCAUAUUAUUGCUGUCAGUUUAUUAUAAAAGCCUAUGAGAGUUGUAAAUUUGAUCUUCAUUGCCCACCAUAUACAUUAAAUUUUACUGAUCCAUCAAAUGGCUAUAUUCUUCCAUUUUGGUCAAAUUAUUAUGCAAAAUUAUCGUUGAAAGUACCACAAGGUGAACCUGGCUCACACCCAGCUAAUUUGAAGCGAGCAAAACUUUUAGAAUUACGUUUUUCAAAAAAUUUUCGGCAAAUGUCUAAAAAGUUUCGAAUUUCGAGAACGAUUAAUGAGGUGUUACAUUUCGCAUUUGGUGCAACAAUGUCACCAGCAAAGUCAGAAACAACGAAAAUUUUUGAUGUUAUUCAACCAAGGAACGGUGAAAUCUUGACGAAAUGCUUCUGUGCUGAUAAAUCCUUGAUUGAUUCGGUCGUGAAAGAUGCAAGAAUGGUACAACCUAUGUGGCAUAAAAUGGGGGCGCAGAAAAGGGAUCUCGCUUAUAUGGAAACGCUCGAUUCUGGCAAACCAAUCUGUGAAUCACGUAUUGAUAUUGCAUCGUGCGUAGAUUGUUUCGAUUUUUAUUCUGGUGUCGCUCAUAAUUUAGCCGAACGAGAACCAUGGGGAGUUGUGGGUGCGAUUGGUGUAUGGAAUUAUCCUUUACAAACAGCCGUUUGGAAAGUUGCCCCGGCUUUAAUUUGCGGUAAUGCAAUAGUUUAUAAGCCUUCACCGCUCGCUCCAAUAACUUCAUUUAUUUUGGCAAAAAUUUUGCAGCAUUCUGGACUUCCUGAUGGAAUUUUUUCCGUAUUGCAGGGAGAUGGUGAAACUGGAAAAUUUAUUUGCGAGCAUGAAGGAAUUGGCAAGGUUACAUUUACUGGUAGUUCUGCUACUGGUGCUAAAGUUCUUGCUUCUUGUAGCUUACCUGGUCGUCUCAAGCCCGCUACACUUGAACUUGGCGGUAAAAGUUCUUGCAUUAUUUUCGGUGACGCAGAUAUUAAUAUGGCGGUAGCUGGUGCUCUAAUGGCUAAUUUCUAUGCCCAGGGACAGGUUUGUUCAAAUGCUUCAAAAAUACUUGUCCAUCAUUCAGUAUAUGAUGAAUUUAAAGAAAAAGUGGUUAGAGCUACUAAAAGUAUUGUUGUUGGUGAUCCUUUGAAAGAAGAAACAAGGCAUGGCGCAUUGAUAUCGAAAGAACAUCUUUUGAAUGUAAAGUCAUUUAUCAAGGAAGCAAUCAAUGAGGGUGCCAAAUUAUUAUGUGGAGGAGAUGAAAUUAUUGUAAGUGGUGUGGAAGGGGGUUUUUAUCUUUCGCCUGCGAUACUAGAAGGUAUCAAUAAAUGUAUGCGUGUUUAUCAUAAAGAAGUCUUUGGAGCUGUUAUGUUAUUACUUCCAUUUGAUAAAACUGAGGAUGCAAUCGAAAUCGCAAAUGAUACACCGUUCGGACUCGCUGCUGGUUUAUUUACAAGUGAUUUGAAGAAAGCUUAUGCAGUAUCGUCAAAAUUAAAAGCUGGAAAUAUUUAUGUGAAUACCUAUAAUGAUAUAAGUCCUAUGGUACCAUUUGGUGGAAUGAAGCAAUCAGGCUUCGGUCGAGAAAAUGGCAUUGCUGCGCUUGAAGCAUUUUCUCAAAUUAAGAGUGUUUUUGUCAAUACUUCCAAUCAGUUAGAUAAUCCGUUUUCCUAA
Messenger RNA from Dracunculus medinensis (Guinea worm), 2020 nucleotides. NCBI's taxonomy places the organism in Eukaryota, Metazoa, Nematoda, Chromadorea, Rhabditida, Dracunculidae. The record is from the annotation of a GenBank genome assembly.